Messenger RNA from Lasiosphaeria miniovina, 1950 nucleotides. Its product is annotated as glutamyl-tRNA amidotransferase. Bases 1 to 1950 code for a protein of 649 amino acids. The transcript has 2 exons. Lineage: Eukaryota; Fungi; Ascomycota; Sordariomycetes; Sordariales; Lasiosphaeriaceae. The record is from RefSeq and is a predicted model, not a curated record.
AUGUCGACACCGCGGCGCUCAGUGCGCUCCUUGGGUCUCUCUAUCCUGUCUCUCGUUUCACUUUCGAGCCUGUCAACGGCCUCUUCUGGGCUUGCGGGCACUGGUCUGUCGGUCGUCUUUAAUGAUGUCUACUAUUACAUCUCGCCCUUCCCUUCUGGGCGCGUUCCCAUGAACCCAAAGUCGCUGUCGAGUGUGCCGACAGUUUUUGGGUUCAAGCCGGUGACCGUCAUCCAGGACGCCAUCGCCGAGUCCGAAAUUCCCGACCUCUUCACUAAAUGGGCCGCCGAAGAUGACGUGUUCCAGACCGCAUUCACCCAGGCCAUCUUCCUGGCCGGCUCCAACCAGACGUGCCUGACCAAAAGGGAGAUCAUCCCGGGGGGCGCUACCUCCUCGAUUGUGGGCCUCAACGUCACCACGGUCCCCUCGGGCCCCUAUUUCCUCGAGAUGGCCACCGGCUCGCUGCACCCCGUGUCCCGUCUGUACGAGGACUUUGCCCAGGCCUUCUUGCAGUCCCUGAUCCGGAAUCCAGAGGGCAAAUUCCAGCCCAUGUCCGCUCAGAUUCCUGGCUCUGCGUCGUUGACAAUUGGCGUCCCUUCGAGGCUCUACUUCACAAAGACGGCUGCCAAGCCGCUCGCUGGUGUGCGGCUUGCGGUCAAGGACAUCUACCGUCUUGCCGGGGUCAAGGGCUCCAACGGAAACAGGGCGUGGUACGACUUGUACCCUGCCAGUACUUACACCGGCCCAGCUAUUCAGAGGCUUAUCGAUGCCGGAGCAAUCGUCGUCGGUCUGCAGAAGACAUCGCAGUUUGCCAACGGAGAGACGGCCACGGCAGACUGGGUAGACUACCACUCGCCCUUCAACCCCCGCGGCGACGGGUACCAAGACCCCUCCUCGUCAUCCUCGGGAGCGGGCGCGUCCAUGGGCUCGUACGACUGGCUCGACCUUGCCAUUGGCAGCGACACGGGCGGUAGCAUCCGCGGUCCUGCUGGCGUCCAAGGUCUUUUCGGCAACCGUCCGUCGCACGGGCUCGUGUCUCUUGACAACGUCAUGCCUCUGGCUCCCACGCUUGACACGCCCGGGUUCCUGAUCCGCGACCCUUAUCUCUGGGACGCCGCAAACGCGGCCCUCUACGGGAGCAACUACAAGUCGCUCGUGUCGGCCACGCCCAACUACCCCAAGACGAUCCGCACCGUCAGCUUCCCGGCCUCGGCCGGAACCAGCGCCUCGUCGAAGAUCCUCCUCGACUUUGUGAGCGCCCUCGCCAACCUGACCGGUGCCACCGUCAAGCCGCUGACGCUGGCGACAGAGUGGACUGCGACCGGGCCGGCAGGCGCUGCUCCUCUGUCCCAGUAUCUCAACACGACAUAUCCGGCCAUCAUCACUAAGGAGCAGAUCAAGCUGGUCAGAGACCCCUUUUACGGCGACUACGCCGCUGCAAACGGCGGACGGCUGCCAUUCAUCAACCCAGUGCCGCUCUCGCGGUGGGGGUACGGCGACACGCUGUCGGAGGAGCAGCUGCAGGCGCAGUACACGGCGCGGGAGACGUUCAUGGGGUGGUUCAACACGGAGAUCCUGGCGCCGGUCGCGGACGAGACGCAGUGCUCUUCAAGCAUCGUGCUCUACAUUGGCAGCACGGGCGGCCAGAACCCGCGCAACCGCUACGGCAGCGCGCCCGGCGUGCCGUUCGGCUUCAGCACGGGCCGCGUUAGCCCCUUCACCGAGGUGCCCGACUCGGUGUUCCCGCUCGGCGAGGUGUCGUCGACUAGCUCCAUCACCGGCAAGCCCGAGCCGCUCCCCGUCGCCGUCGACGUCAUGGUGGCCAAGGGCUGCGACGGCUUGCUGGUGAGGCUCGCGCAGGACCUUGUCAAGGCCGGCGUCAUCACGAUCCCCAAGACGGGUGCAUCGGGCAAGACGGGGGGCAAGAUUCUGCUAAAGGCGAGGGGGUUUUAG